This is a messenger RNA of Belonocnema kinseyi, 2437 nucleotides long. Its product is annotated as homeobox protein Nkx-2.4-like. Gene Ontology annotation, biological process: cell differentiation; regulation of transcription by RNA polymerase II. The transcript has 4 exons. The record is from RefSeq and is a predicted model, not a curated record. Lineage: Eukaryota; Metazoa; Arthropoda; Insecta; Hymenoptera; Cynipidae. Gene Ontology annotation, cellular component: nucleus. Gene Ontology annotation, molecular function: DNA-binding transcription factor activity, RNA polymerase II-specific; RNA polymerase II cis-regulatory region sequence-specific DNA binding. The coding region runs from base 716 to 2143 and encodes 475 amino acids.
CAUCUACCAUCGUCUAUCGGUCGAGUCCAAGGAUUCAAAGACCCCCCGGGUGAUUUCAGUCGGCCGCCGGCCGGCUCUGCCGGCCACUACCGCGCCACGUGUCUUCUUUGCCGCCUUACCAACCACCCCGAAAAAAACAAGAACUCUUCGAUGAAUACCUGAAGUGCGCGAGUGAAUUAUGUGCUUCGAAGACAUUGGGUCUUGAGGACACUCCCCGUCUUCAAGAUAGUUCGGCUAAGGAGUUUAGUGUCUGUGAUUUUUAUAUUCAGUGAGUUCCGGUAAAAGGAAUUUAAUGAACUUGAGUGAUGAGGGACAUUCUCUAGUGCAUCUGAUGACAAUCUAUUUUUAAGUGUUUUUUUAAUCUUUCUUGGAUAACUGAGGAAUAACAAGCAAUCAUCUAUUAGCAAGUUUCCGACUGACCAUAAACUGACCCAAACUGUUCUUCCUUUUGUGAUAGCAUUAGGGGAUCUUUUCUUAUCUGAUCACCCAUCCGUCGGAAUAAAACCGUGAUUCUGAUAUUGAAGGGGAUACCCGAGCAGGAACCGAAUCUCACAGCACAGGGUGAGAUGCCCACGACCGAAUAAAGUGCCCCAAAGUGUGGACCAACGAGAUAUACGAAGGGGGAGGAUGUUGGACGAGACCCUGGGAUAAGAUCGGCUCCACCAUUCUGCUUAGCCGGAGCCUGAAGUACUUCGACGGUGUCGAGGUCCCCGAAAUGAGCGCUGGUAGUGGCGGCGGAAGUGGUGGCGGCAGCCAGGGUAGCAACAAUGCUUCCUAUCAUCAGCAUCAACAACAACAACAACAACAACAGCAGAAUCAACUCGAACAGGCAGGACUCCUGCCGGACUUAAACGGAGUUGAUCUGGCGAUGAGCCUGUCCCCCAAACAUCAUCCAUCUCACGUACAACCUGGUGUUCACACGACUCCUUUCAGUGUUUCGGACAUUCUUUCGCCAAUCGAGGAGUCGUAUCGCAAGUUGGAGCUUGCGGCCGCGGCAGCUGCUGUCGGCGUUGGGGUCGGCGUCGUGUCCCAUCCCCAAGGAUCCCCCUAUACGAAUGCUUGUGGUGCUCGGGUCGGUGGUAAUACAGGGAGUUCGAGCGCAAGCAGUGGUAGUCCGCCUCUUCACGGGGGCUCAACGCCCGGAGGAAGUACACCGGGGCCCGUAACGGGCACGAACGGUGGGGUUGGUGGGGGAGUGGGUAGUGGUGGUGCCGGUGGUGGAAUGAGUGCUAUGGGCAAUCCUUAUGCGACGAUGCAGCUAACGUCACAAUAUCAAUACUGUUCGGAAUUGUCGCCGUAUCAUCAUGCUGGGCCUGGUGUUGGCAGCGGUGGUGGCGGGGGAGACCCCAUGCGGUCGCAUGGAGUGUCCUCGCAUCAUCAUCCCUGGUAUGCCCCCGCGCCACCUCCGACUAAUGAUGCCCGGUUUGCCAUCUCACGGCUCAUGGGCGCCGCGGCGGGCGCCGGUUCCAAUAUGGCCGGUUGUUCCGUGGGUCAGUCGAUGGGCGACGUGACAAAAUCCUCAGGAAUGGGCGUCGGAGUUGGCGUCGGCAUGGGCGUCGGUGCCAUGCAGUUUCCUCUCGCCCAGAGACGGAAGCGACGAGUCCUCUUCACCCAGGCCCAGGUCUACGAGUUGGAGAGGCGGUUCAAGCAACAAAAAUACCUCAGCGCACCCGAAAGGGAACACCUAGCUUCUCUCAUACACCUUACACCUACCCAGGUGAAAAUUUGGUUUCAAAAUCACCGGUACAAAUGUAAGCGACAAGCGAAAGAAAAAGCCAUGGCCGAGCAGAACGCACAGAACCAGAGUUCGAGUUCUCCACGGCGAGUGGCGGUACCAGUCCUGGUGAAGGACGGUAAACCGUGUGGAAGUGGCGGUGGUGGGGGCAAUGAGGGCAGUAGGGGUGGGCCCUCGGCUGCCCUGGCGAGUCCCGCGCCCCACAUGACGACGGCAUCGAGUCCCCAUGGGUCCCAUCACUCGGCCGCCGUCUCCCACCACUCGGUAGUCGGGGUCAGUCACGUGAUGACCCCAAGUCAGAGUCUGCAACAUUGUUCGUAUUCGAGAUCGGCGGUCCAACAAAGUAUGCAGCAACAGCAGCAACCUCAGUGCGGCGCGUACCUACCCCUCCAGGGUCGGGCCUGGUAGUGCGCGCCCUCCGCGGCGGGGGCGGCGGCCUACGCCAACCCCUCCGUCGCUGGCCCUUGGGCCCUCGCCGCGGAUCCCACCGCCUGGUACACUAUACCCGAAGACAGUCCGUGAAAUUGCGCCUUUUAUUGUACAGAUUAAGGUAGUUGUAGGCAUGAAAACUAAAUUCGAAAACCCAAUACGUUUUAGUUCUACUUUUUGGGUAUUAGAUCAAAAACUUUUUGUGCGCCUAAAUACUUUUUAUACAUACAAUACUAUUUAUGAGUCCUAAUACUUUCUAUGGAAACAAUAGUA